This is a messenger RNA of Cryphonectria parasitica EP155, 1770 nucleotides long. Its product is annotated as acetyl-CoA synthetase-like protein. Gene Ontology annotation, biological process: fatty acid metabolic process. The coding region runs from base 1 to 1770 and encodes 589 amino acids. The record is from RefSeq and is a predicted model, not a curated record. Gene Ontology annotation, molecular function: medium-chain fatty acid-CoA ligase activity. The transcript is spliced from 3 exons. NCBI's taxonomy places the organism in Eukaryota, Fungi, Ascomycota, Sordariomycetes, Diaporthales, Cryphonectriaceae.
AUGUCGACGCUCCCGAGGCUGCCGGUCUUCGAGGCUAUCGCCAGCCACGACCCUGAAUCGAUUGUGGCCGUGCACUCAGCCUCGCAGCGGACCUUUAAGUACGGUGAGCUGCUCAGCGACGUGUGUCGGGCCCGCAACAGGCUGCUAGAGGAGGCCGGCAGGGAGGACAUUAGCGGCGAGAGGGUGGCAUUUCUGGUAGAGAACAGUUAUGACUACUAUCCAGUGAUAUGGCUUGCCAUCCUCGCAGCAAAAGCCAUAGCGGUGCCCCUCUCGCCAUCCUUUCCAGCACCAGAGCUUCAGUACAUCCUGGGCCACAGCGAGGCCUCCCUCCUCCUCUCCUCUGCACGCUUUAGCACAAAGGCAGAGGAGACUCUCUCCCUCCCGCUGGUCACGCCCCCCAAGCAUGUCGAGCUCACCAAGCACCUCGGCAGGGGAGCCGCCUCCCAGCAGCAGCAGCAGCAGCAGCAGCAGCAGCAGCAGCAGCAAAACGUGACCCUCUCAGAAAGCACCGACCCAGGCGCCGCAGGUAUGAUGCUCUACACCUCUGGCACGACCAAUCGGCCCAAGGGCGUGCUCAUCCCCCAAGCCGUGAUGACGGCCCAGGCAAGGAGUCUGCUGCAGGCGUGGGAGUAUGCCCCGAGUGACAGGCUGCUGCACGUACUACCGCUCCAUCACAUCCACGGCACCAUCAACGCCAUCUUCGCGCCUCUCUUUUCUGGCAGCUCUGUCGAGUUUCUGUACCCUUUCAACGCGGAUGCCGUCUGGAGGAGGUUUGCCGCGCCUUUCCUCGAGAAGGACGAUAAAAUCACCUUCUUCACCGUGGUCCCAACAGUCUACUCCCGCCUCCUCUCCACCCACCGCACCCUGCCCCCACACCUCCAGGAGGCCGCCCGCACCGCCAUCUCCCCCUCCAACCUCCGCCUCUGCAUCUCCGGUUCUGCCGCCCUCCCCACCCCAAUCAAGCGCGCCUGGUCCGACCUCUCCCACGGCAACGUUCUCCUCGAGCGCUUCGGCAUGACCGAGGUCGGUAUGGCCCUGUCCUGCGGCCUGUCCUUUUCUCACCGCGUCGAUGGUUCCGUCGGCUGGCCACUCCCCUCCGUCGAGGCGCGCCUGGUCGACGUCGACACAGGCAAGGUCAUCCCGCCCGGCGAGGAGCAAGGAGAGGAUGGCCGUGAGCACUCGGGCGAGAUCCAGCUGCGCGGCCCGACCAUCUUCAAGGAGUACUGGCGCAACCCAACCGCCACCGCAGCCGAGUUCGUCCCCGCCACCGACGGCCGCGGCAGCUGGUUCAAGACAGGCGACGUAGCCGUGCGGCGUCCCGUCCCCGCCACCGCCGACACCACCAACACCUCCACCAAACCCCCCUCCCAGGCCUGGACCGGCGGCGACAUGUUCUUUAUCCUCGGCCGCAAGUCCGCCGACAUCAUCAAGUCCGGCGGCGAAAAAGUCUCCGCCCUCGAGGUCGAGCGCGAGCUCCUCUCCCUGCCCGAGAUCGCCGAGGCCGCCGUCGUCGCCGUCCCCAGCGGCAAAUGGGGCCAGAAAGUAGGCGCCGUCGUCAUCCUCAACAAGGAGAACUUCCCCGAGGGCGAGGGCGCCAAGUGGUCCGCCAUGGACAUGCGGCGCGCCCUCAAGGGACGGCUUGUGGCGUAUAAGAUCCCCCAGGUGCUCAGGGUCGUCGAUCACAUCCCGCGGAACGCCAUGGGCAAGAUUAACAAGAAGCAGCUUGUCAAGGCCAUCUUCCAGGAUGACUUUAGCGGCGACGAGAUGUAA